This is a messenger RNA of Ostreobium quekettii, 2310 nucleotides long. The record is from the annotation of a GenBank genome assembly. NCBI's taxonomy places the organism in Eukaryota, Viridiplantae, Chlorophyta, Ulvophyceae, Bryopsidales, Ostreobiaceae.
AUGCUUGCCGCCGCCCUUCUUGUCGUCGCCACCUUCUCGCCAGCGGCGGCCUCGGUGUCGGACCCCCGGGUGGACGACGGCCUGCGAUCCUUGCAAGACCUGGCCUAUGGCAGGCGCCUUCUGGAACCUGGCCUAUCUCUGGAGGGCUCCCAAGCUAUAGGCUGGAACAAACUUCUGGCGCAGCAUCCACAGUUUUUGAGAGGAAGGAACAUACUGCAAGAUGCGGAAGAUGAGGAACUUCUGUCUGCAGCUGCAUCUGGGGAUGAGGAAGAAGUUGCACGCCUGAUUGAUGAUGGCGCAGAUGUGGAUGGUACCGAUGACAAUGGAAACACGCCUCUAAUUCUUGCUGCUUCCAAUGGCCACGUUGACGUAAUAAGGGCUCUUCUGGAUGCUGGUGCUGAUAUAGACAAGCAGGGGGAAGGCAGCAUCACAGCUAUAGGUGCAGCAGCUGCUGCUGGGCAAGUGUCUUCCGUCACGACUCUUGCUGAGGCAGGAGCAGACUUGGAACUUCAGGAUGAUCUAGAACUUACACCGCUUGUCCAUGCCAUCCGCACUGCUGGUGGAAACAUUGCUAUUGUAGAGGCACUUUUAGAUGCCGGAGCUGAGGUGGAUGGCAGGGUACUUGAUCAGUUCACACCUCUCAUGGCCGCUGCGAUAAACGGAUUCGACAGAAUUGUGGCGUUGCUGCUCGAAAGAGGGGCUGUCAUUUCCCUAACGAACGUAUCUGGACAAAGAGCACUGCAUCUUGCAUGCCGAGGCGGCUCAACCAAAGUUGUGCAGGUCCUCCUGGAUGCUGGCGCUGACAUCGAGGCUGAAACAACUGGGAUGCAAACCCCAUUUUUGGUAGGUGCGUUGUUUGGGCAUCCUCAGAUUCUUCGCCUGCUCUUGUCUGAGGGAGCAAAUCCCAAUGCUACUGCCAGAGGACGCACAGCCUUGCAUCUGGGUGCCAUUUUUCCCAGCAACAUCGCUGUCCUGGAGAUUGGCCUCGACGAAGGGAUAGACAUUGAUGCCAAGAGCGACUUUGAGGACACUGCUGUGAACGAAGCGGCGUUUUGGGGAAACAAGAGGAACGUCGAGUUCCUUCUAGAGCAGGGGGCGGACCCAGCCCUAAACGCAGUACCCGUUUGCGGAUGCAAAGAUUUAGAACCCGAUCCAAACACGCUGGGAUGUCCUGUUGGCAACUGCGACGACCAGGAGGAUAUCGAUGCACUAAGGGCCCUAUUUUCUGAUGCUGGAGGUGAAGAGACGAUUCAUGAUGCCGCCGCGUCCGGGGACGUGGAGGCGGUGAAGCAACUCAUCGAGGAUGGUGCGGACGUCAACGAGCCAGGACCUAAUGGUGACACGGCACUCCACGUCGCAGCCACAAGAGGCCUGGAAGAGAUAGCCAUGGUGCUGCUGGAGGCGGGCGCUGACCCAGAUACCUUAAGGGAGGACGGGCAUUCACCACUGCACCUGGUUGCUGUAUUCGGCCACAGUGACGUAGGGGAACUGCUGAUUGAGGCUGGCGCAGACCUUGAACUGAGGUCCACAGAGGGUGUCGUUGCCUUGCAUUUGGCCGCAUUUCAUGGGCGCCUCAACGUGAUGCAGAUACUGUUGGAUGCUGGAGCGGACGUAGACUCUCAGACAUUUCAAAGUGGCGCCACUUCUCUGAUUCUUGCCGCUGCACAAAACGAGCUGGCUGUGGUUCGGGCUCUGAUCGACGGUGGUGCCGAUGUCACUAUCACCGAUGACAACGGGAACACAGCGCUGCACAUUGCUGCCGAGGCACUGGGAACAGAGGCGAUCAUGCAGAUACUUCUGGACGAGGGCAUCGACGUGAACCAACAGAAUACCAUAGGAGUCACUCCCAUUGGGUGGGCCGCAUUUUGGGGUAAUGUCGAUGGCAUAAAGUUCCUGCUUUCGCAAGGCGCCGAUCCAACCCUCGACUCUGGAAAUGCGCAAUUUGACGAGACGUGUGGAUGCACCCGGUUCAUUGGCGUCGAGCUUGCGCGGCAGUGCACUCCCGGAUCAUGCCAAACGCAGGACGAUGUAGAUGAAAUAGAUGAGCUGAUGGGCAGGACGGAGAGCCCCACGGGGGCAGCCUCAGGAACCCCGCCGACCACUCCUUCACCUCCUGCCUCUCCCGCUGAUCCGUCUCCAUCUCCUGACUCUCCCACUAGCCCGUCUCCGCCUCCGGCCUCUCCCGGCGCCCCGUCUGGGCCCCCGGCGGCUACCAUAGGUAACUUUGAAACGGUCGACUGCCAAAAGCUGCCCACUGUCUUGGAGCGCCUGGAGUGCGUUGCGGCAACGGGCAACAGGAGGCUAAGGUGA